Molecule: messenger RNA, 815 nt
Organism: Ilyonectria robusta
Lineage: Eukaryota; Fungi; Ascomycota; Sordariomycetes; Hypocreales; Nectriaceae
Exons: 3
Coding region: 12-815 (267 amino acids)
Cellular component (GO): intracellular anatomical structure
Molecular function (GO): oxidoreductase activity, acting on NAD(P)H, oxygen as acceptor
Source: RefSeq, a predicted model, not a curated record
GGAAUCACACCAUGCCUCUGUAUCAGCCCGCCAACGUGGACACGCCUGUGUUGUCACAAUUUAGCCUCAAGGGCAAGAUUGCCAUUGUUACUGGUGGUUCCCGAGGCAUUGGCCUUCAGGUCGUCACAGGCCUGGCUGAGGCUGGAGCCGACGUCGCUUUCAUAUACAAAUCCAGCACGGAUACCGAGGAGACUGCGGCGAAGGUUUCAACGAAAACAGGAGCACAAAUUGCCGCCUAUCAAUGUGAUGUGACACACAGAGAAGAACUCGAGCGAACGGUGAACCAGAUUGUUGAAGAAUUUGGCCAUGGUCGACUGGAUAUCAUGGUAGCAAACGCAGGAGUGUGUCAGAAUGUCCCAUCUCUCGAAUACACCGAGAGCACUUGGCAAUAUAUGAACAGUGUCAACUAUGACGGUGUCAUGUGGACGGCGCUUGCAGCGGGCAAAAUCUUCAAGAAGCAAGGAAGAGGAAACCUAGUCAUUACCGCAUCCGUCAGCGCAGGGCUUGUCAACGUUCCUCAGACUCAGGCAGCAUACAACUCGUCCAAGGCUGGAGUGUUGCAGCUUGCGAAAAGUCUUGCUGUGGAGUGGACCGACUUUGCCCGAGUGAACUGCGUUUCGCCCGGAUACAUUUACACUGAAAUGAUGACACGGCAACCGAAGGAGCUCCUGGAUAAAUGGUUAGAUAUGAUCCCAGCCGGGCGAGUUUGCAAGCCCGAGGAGCUAAAAGGAGUUUACGUCUUCCUCGCCAGUGAUGCCUCUUGCUACAUGACUGGGUCCAAUGUUAUUAUAGAUGGCGGGUUUACUCUCCCGUAG